AUGUCACUAGACCUGAACGACAUCAACAAAGAGCCCCUCAUAAUUCACUGGCCUGUGGCUCCUCAGAGGAGGACUGAGUGUGUCCUCUCAGGAAAAGACAUCAAUGGCGAGUGUGGUAAUUUCAUCCGUCUAAUCGAGCCAUGGAACAGGACUCACCUGUAUGUGUGUGGAACGGGAGCUUACAACCCCAUCUGUACCUAUGUGGACAGAGGCCAAAGGGCACAGGAAUACAUUUUCCGACUGGAGCCUGGUAAAGUAGAUUCUGGGAAAGGGAAAUGCCCCUUUGACCCCAAACUAAACAGUGUCUCAGCUCUGAUAAACGGCCAGUUGUACGCCGCCGUCUACAUCGAUUUUAUGGGAACAGACUCGGCCAUCUUUCGCACGUUGGGAAAACACACGGCCAUGAGGACUGACCAGUAUAACUCCCGCUGGCUCCACGAUCCAACAUUCGUCCACGCUCAGCUCAUCCCUGAUAGUGCAGAAAAGAAUGACGACAAGCUGUAUUUCUUCUUUCGUGAGAAGGCCUCUGAGAUGGGACAGACUCCCAUGGCUCAGUCUAGGAUUGGCAGGAUUUGCUUGAAUGAUGAUGGAGGACACUGCUGUCUGGUGAAUAAGUGGAGUACCUUCCUGAAGGCUCGGCUCAUCUGCUCUGUGACUGGCUCUGAUGGCAUUGAGACACAUUUCGAUGAGCUUCGGGACGUGUACAUCCAGAAAACCCAAGACACCAAGAAUCCCGUCAUCUACGGCGUCUUCUCCGUGUCUGGGUCUGUGUUUAAAGGUUCAGCAGUAUGUGUGUAUUCAAUGGCUGAUGUUCGCAUGGUCUUCAAUGGUCCUUUCGCUCAUAAGGAAGGGCCAAACUACCAGUGGGUUGCCUACCAGGGUAAAAUUCCUUACCCCAGACCAGGAACAUGUCCAGGAGGGACGUUCACCCCCAACAUGAAGUCUACUAAAGAUUAUCCUGAUGAGGUUAUCAACUUCAUGCGCAACCAUCCGACCAUGUUCAAUGCCGUUUAUCCAGUCCACAAGCGCCCCCUAGUGGUCCGUACUAAUGUGGAUUAUGAGUUCACCACCAUCACGGUGGACCAAGUGGCUGCAGCUGAUGGCAACUAUGAAGUUCUUUUCUUGGGAACAGAUAGAGGGACAAUUCAGAAAGUGAUUGUCCUGCCAAGAGAUGAUCUACAGACUGAAGAGCUGGUUCUGGAAGAGGUUGAGGUCUUCAGAGUUCCAACUCCAAUCACUACUAUGAAAAUUUCUCCAAAACGGCAACAGCUGUAUGUAAGUUCAGUGGUGGGCGUCACUCAUCUGGCGCUGCACAGGUGUGAUGUGUACGGAGAGGCCUGUGCUGACUGCUGCUUGGCCAGAGACCCUUACUGUGCCUGGGAUGGAAAGUCCUGCUCUCGCUACUCAGCAAACCAAAAAAGGCGGAGUCGGAGGCAAGAUGUGAAGUAUGGCAACCCUAUAAGACAAUGCAGGGGCUAUAAUUCCAAUGCCAAUAAGAACACGUUGGAGACAGUGCAGUAUGGGGUAGAGGGAAGCACAGCCUUCCUGGAGUGCCAGGCCAGAUCUCCUCAUGUGUCAAUCAAGUGGCAUUUCCAGAAGGAGAACAGUGACAGGAGGAGAGAGAUCCGUUCUGAUGGACGCGUUGUUCGUACGGAGCAGGGUCUCCUUCUGCGUUCUCUCCAGCUCUCUGACGGAGGGGUUUACCAGUGCACCUCCACCGAGAAGAACUUCAAGCACACGCUGGUCAAACUUCAGCUGGUGGUCCUUUCCGCCCGCACUGUCAACACCAUCCAGACCGAAUCGACCGCUCCCGCCGUGCCGCCUCUCCAGUCCAGCACCUGGACGCCCAGCGCAGAGCAAUACAAAGACCUGCUGACCAUCCUCAGCCAGCCAGAGAUGGGCCUCAUCAACCAGUACUGCCAGGACUACUGGCAGAUGGGGGACGACCCCGCAGCUCACGCACACAAGAAGAAGGACCUCAAGGAAGUACAGAAGGACCUCCGGAAGCCACGAAACAGGAGACACCACCAGGAGCAGAGCAGCAUGGCUGAGACAUGAGACGGAAAAACAUCCCACUCCAUCCAAAUGAACGAGACUCGAGGUUGACCUCAAAGUCUUUGACUACCAUUACACACAAGCGUAUAUCCGCAACCAUUAUGACCGAGGAGAAAAUAAACAAUACGUUUUUGAAAAUUCAUAGUAUUUAUUGUAGGCUGUACAUAGUAAGAUUCUGUGGAUAUCUUUGUAUGGAAAUAGAGCAAAAAAUAGAAAGACGAUUCAAAAAGUUUUGUGUAUAGAUCUGUGCAAAUAUUUUGUUAUCAUUGUUACUUUUCUUCCAAUAUAUUUAUUACAACGGUAUUCGCAUAAUAACACACCAUGUGACUGUUAUCAUAAAACUUUAUGUACAUACCACUAACCGGAUAGUUGGAAUCUCUUGAUGGACAGUUUGACUGCACUUGAUGUUUUGAUACCAGAGGAAAGAUGGGACUGAAGCCGUUGUUCUUUUUUAGCCAAGCACGUGUUCUCAUUCUGCAGAUGUACGGAUAUAGAAUUUCUACAUAUAUUUGGUGCAUCUGAGUAUUCUGUGACCUCUCAAAAGACUUUGAAAAACACUUUAUUAUCAUCAGAAACUCAUCUUUUAAUCUUCUUGAUCUUCCAUAUGUUGCUAUGCUAAUGUGUGUUAAAUAUAAAGUCGUUUCUGUGUGUUA
Messenger RNA from Cyprinus carpio (common carp), 2708 nucleotides. It is a transcript of the gene sema3fa, whose product is annotated as sema domain, immunoglobulin domain (Ig), short basic domain, secreted, (semaphorin) 3Fa. Lineage: Eukaryota; Metazoa; Chordata; Actinopteri; Cypriniformes; Cyprinidae. The record is from RefSeq and is a predicted model, not a curated record. Gene Ontology annotation, biological process: neural crest cell migration; positive regulation of cell migration; axon guidance. Gene Ontology annotation, molecular function: semaphorin receptor binding; chemorepellent activity.